Molecule: messenger RNA, 1200 nt
Organism: Didymella exigua CBS 183.55
Lineage: Eukaryota; Fungi; Ascomycota; Dothideomycetes; Pleosporales; Didymellaceae
Exons: 7
Coding region: 113-1024 (303 amino acids)
Biological process (GO): protein folding
Cellular component (GO): endoplasmic reticulum membrane
Source: RefSeq, a predicted model, not a curated record
CUCGCUACCUUUGCCCUGUCAGGACUGCCAUAUCCACUCGCUGCCUGAGCACCACCCUGCAAUUCGGACUCGACGAUCACUCCUGCUGCAGCUGCGCUGCGGAUAGCCAGCCAUGUCGAGGUACGGAAAGUUUGACGACUUUUGUCGCGACACGGGCAACAGCUGGUCGACCCUGCCAGUAUGCUAUCUCUUCGCCCAAGCACCCACAAGAAACGGAGGAGGAUGGGAGGGAGGCUGCACUCUGGAAGGCUUCUCUGUCGGCGGUGGCAACAGGCUGCACAACCUGGGAUCAAUAAUACUAUGUGGUAUCGCAAUCGCCACCACCUUCUUCUUGCUUUGGAGGUCUGAAAGGAAGAAGGCGGCCGUUGGACGAAGAGAAAUGCAACUCUUCCUCCUCGGUUACAUCAUCGUCUCCAUCUGCGAGAUCUUCACCAUUGGCGGCUUCCCUCUGAACAACUCCGUGCGUCUGGCAUUCGUCGCUGUGCACAUCGCUGCCAUCGUUGCAACAUCCUGGAUCCUCAUGCUUAAUGGCUUGGUCGGUUAUCAACUCUUGGACGACGGCACCCCCAUCUCCAUUGGCUUGCUCUUGCUCUCUGCUAUCAUACUCUUCGUCGGAACCGGGUAUAUCGCCCUCGAUACGGGGUUCAGCUGGACCGGUUACUGGGAUGACACCCUCUCAGGAGAGAACCAAGCCUAUGCCCUCUACACCCUUUACCAAUUGGUUCCUCUGGUCUUCCUGGUCAUCUUCUUCUGCUUGGAGUCAUUCCUUGUCCUCCGCGUUCUUGGAGAGCGCAAACCAAUGCUCUACCUACUUGGCGCAGCUCUCCUCUUCGCCAUUGGUCAGAUAUUCCAAUACGUAAUCAGCGUCCACAUCUGCUCCGGCACCAACGGCAAGAUCAACGGUGGUCUCUUCGAGACUCUUUUCACGCUUCUCUCUGUUGUGAUGAUCUGGGUCUUCUGGUCGAGCAUCACUGAAGACGACUGGCCAAUGCCCACAGUUGCUGGAUCCGGCACGUAUAACUGAUGACCGGACAGGACAUGUGGUGGGUGUACAAGAUACGGCGUAAUGUUUCAUGAUUUGUCUAGCAUAGCGUAUACCAUUUUGGGAAUCUUCGGACGCCUUACGCGUCAUGCUGCUAGUUCACGAUACACAGAUAAUGUUUUUUUGGAAAAAAUGAUAGUUUUAUGUACUGAUCGAAU